Messenger RNA from Diatraea saccharalis (sugarcane borer), 1935 nucleotides. NCBI's taxonomy places the organism in Eukaryota, Metazoa, Arthropoda, Insecta, Lepidoptera, Crambidae. The record is from the annotation of a GenBank genome assembly.
AUGCGUGUUACGUGGUCGGUGUUCGUGUGCUGUAUCUUGGUACAGGGAUGGGAAAUCAGUGAAGCUUAUAAUAGAUACAGUAAUGUCACCAUAGAUAGAGCAUCGCGACAGUUAAGAGAGUUCAAAGAUGCACAUCCAAAACCAAUAGGAAUCAUUACAACAGAAGCCGGUGUACCAGUAGACAUAAGAGACACUAUAACGCUGAAUUCAGAUAUUUUCAAUAGCGAAUUCUUCUCAGACACCUUAACACAUUUCGACGGUGAGCCUAUCCCCGAGCGUGUAGUUCACGCUCAAGGACACGGAGCUUACGGCUACUUUGAGGUAACCAACGACGUCUCAAAGUAUACAAGCGCCGAUGUAUUCAACGGCAUAGGGAAAAAGACACCUGUCUUCGGACGAUUCUCAACCGCUAGGUCCAGCAUAAAUGGCAACGAACUUGGAAGGGAUCACAAAGGGCUAGCUGUUAAAAUGUACACUAAAGAAGGCAAUUUGGACUUUUUGUGUGUGCACAUACCCGUCUACGAUUACCGCGACCCGCUAGACUUCGCGAGCUUCGCUCGAUCCACGAGACAGAACCCUAAGACUAACAUCCCAGAUCCUAACAUGAAUGUGGACUUCGCUCUACUGAGACCUACCCGUGUCCACGCGAUCAUGUGGCGGUUGUCCGAUUACGGCAUACCCCUCGGCUACAGAAGAAUGGAUAUCUUCCCUAUACACACUUACGAGUUACACAACGAGCAAGGUGAAAGAUUUUUCGCUAAAUUCAGUUUCCGAACAGAAUUGGGCCUUGCUAAUCUGACGACGGCGCAAGCUGUGGCGAUCUCGAUUCAGGACCCGACAUAUUUCACCAGAGAUUUGUACAACGCAAUCGCCAACAAAAACUAUCCAUCUUGGAGACUGGAAAUGGAUAUCAUGAGUUACGAUGACGUAAAAAAGCUUAAUUACAAUCCAUUUGAUGUCACUCGUAUAUGGACAACGGGAACAUAUAAAACGGUGACCAUAGGGCGACUGGUAAUGGAUGAGAAUAUAGACAACCACUUUAGCACUGCUGAACAGAGCGCGUUCAAUCCGGCGAAUGUUGUACCGGGUAUUCCCGGACCUGUAGAUACAAUGUUCAGGGGUCGUAGACUAGCGUACCGCGACACACAAAACCAUCGUUUAGGAAGAAAUCAUAAUAAAAUUGAUGUGAAUCUGCCUAAGCAACAAUUGACUUACACCCGCGAUAGUGACCCGCCCGUAAGAGACAAUAUGGGUGACGCUCCAAGUUUCUUCCCUAAUUCAUUUAAUGGACCCGUACCUUAUGUUAAUCCCAGUAGACCGAGUGAAAAAUUGUUUAUUUGUGAACAUAAUGUCAUUGAUUUUGCUCCAGCAUGGUUCUUUUAUAACUACAUACUGAGAGACGACGCGUCUAGACAAAGACUAGCUGACAACAUCGGUGAUGUUUUAAGAACUGUAGAUACAGAGAUAACGGAGAGAGGCAUUACGAUGUUCAGUUGGAUUGACGAAGAUUUAGGAAGAAGAAUAGCAGCGAGUUUGACACAUAACGAUAUUUUUGUACGCGAUUGGACAAGUUUCAGUUCAGAUCGAACGUAUGUCAGUUUGACACAUAGCGAUAUUGUUGUACGCGAUUGGACGAGAUUGUUUUUACGAGUUGAGAUCACUACAAGAUUAACAACAAGAAUGCCUAGGUUUUGGAGAACUAAACGUCUUGUAUCGUUAUGCAAACAUCCACAACAGUCGAUACGUGAACUGGCUUUAGAGCUGGAAGAAGAAUCGUCAAUAUUAUAUCCACCUACUACAACAGGCCAAAGGGAGAACUUAUGUGAAAAUACAGAUUAUGCUAUUAAUACUUUUGCCGAUUUCACUAAUAUUAUUACGACAGCUAGUCAGGAAUCAAUCACAGGAAUAACAGGUGCAACUCAAACUGAAGUAUAA